AUGAUGAGGUUUUUCGAGUUGGCGUCUCGGGCACUGAGCCUGGUCGGACUCGUCCAACUGGCCUCGGCCAGCGAUGAGUCGUCUGAGCUGCUCACCCGCCAAACCAACACCACCUCAUCUCCGCUCUCACUGGGAAUCUGGGAGAAUCUCAUCAAGAACUCCACUGACAAUGGCUGCGCGGCGUGCCGUGAUAUUCUCACUCUGCUCAAGGGCCUUGCCGAAAAGGGAGACGAAACAUUUGUCAAGACGGUGACAGAAGUCUGCGUAUCUUCGAAAUUCACCGACCCGAUUGUCUGCGAAGGUGGUGUGGCCUUGGAGGGGCCCGUUGUCGCGGCCAGUCUCCGCAACUUGACCAUCGGUUCCAAUCUGUCGGACAUGAUGUGCAUCGUCUCUUUCGGACUCUGCGAUUUUCCAGAGAUCGACGAGUACAAGGUCCCCUUCCCGACAGCGAAACCACCAACAGACAAGAAGAACGAACACGAUGAUCAUGACGACAACUGUGGUUGCAAGGAGGAGCCGCAUGGCCUGCCUCCUCUGAAGAUUGCGCACUUCUCCGACAUCCACGUCGACCCGUUCUACGUGAUCGGCUCCAACACGAACUGCUCACUUCCCAUGUGCUGCCGACCGUACACUCCCGCCGACGCACCGGGCAACAACGACUUCCCCGCCCCGCCCUUCGGCGACCACAACUGCGGCUCCCCCGUCUCCCUGGAGGAGAGCAUGUACGCCGAGAUCCUGAAGCACUGCCCCGACUUCGCCAUCUUCACGGGCGACAUCGUCGACCACGCCAUCUGGAACACCUCCGCCGAGCACAACGGCCUCGAGAUCAGCCAGGCCUACCAGCACAUGGCCGACGCCGGCAUGCGCCUCGUCUACGGCACCGUCGGCAACCACGAGGCCUCGCCCGCCAACAACGUGCCCCCCUCGCAGUGGUCCGAGAGGCCCACGAUCCAGUGGAUGUACGACGUCGUCGCGUCCGCCUGGGGCCGCUGGAUCGGCGCGCCCGAGGGCGUCAGGGACUACGGCGCCUACUCGGUCAAGCACCCCGGCAGCAACCUGCGCAUCAUCUCCGCCUCGACCAACAUGUACUACAACCUCAACUUCUGGCUGUACAAGGAGAACGUCACGGACCCGAGCGGCGAGCUCGCGUGGCUCGUGGGCGAGCUCGACGCCGCUGAGAGGGCGGGCGAGAGGGUCUACCUCGUCGGCCACAUGCCCAUGGGAUCCCCGGACGCGUUCCCGGACGCGUCCAACUACUUCGACCAGAUCGUGCAGCGGUACAGGGCCACCAUCGUCAACAUGUUCUUCGGGCACACCCACCUCGACCAGUUCGAGAUCAGCUACUCCGACUACGGCGACCGCAACGCCGACACCGCGACGGCCAUGUCCUGGAUCGCCCCCUGCAUGACCCCGCUCACCGGCAACCCCGCGUUCCGGAUCUACACCGUCGACCCGGUCACCUACGGCAUCAUCGACGCCGAGACGUACUACGCCGACAUGGGCAACCCCGACUACCAGACCGGGCCGGUGUGGGUCAAGUACUACUCGGCCAAGGAGGCGUACGGCCCGCUCGUCACGCCGCCCGUGGCCGCCGACUCGCCGGACGAGCUGACGCCCGCGUUCUGGCACAACGUCACCGUGGCCUUGGAGAAGGACAGGACGGCGUUCGACCAGUACUGGACGCGUAGGUGGCGCGGGUACGGCGUGCCGGAGUGCGAUGACGAGUGUUGGAAGACGGAGAUCUGUCAGAUGAGGGCGGCGCGAGUGCAGGAUAACUGUUACAAGCCUACUCCCAAUAUCGGCAAGAACUUUGGCGUCAGCAAACGCGAUGAGGAUAAUGACUCGGACGUCUCUGCUGCUGGAACGGUUGGUGCCAAAAUUGAUCGGUCGCAGUGCAACAAGUCUGUCGCGAAGGACACUAUAGCUCUGUUGACGACGCAGAGGGACUUCCUCGAGUUGCUGGAGAAGAGGCUGACGGAGAUGGAGUCCACUAUUUAA
Molecule: messenger RNA, 1998 nt
Organism: Colletotrichum karsti
Lineage: Eukaryota; Fungi; Ascomycota; Sordariomycetes; Glomerellales; Glomerellaceae
Exons: 4
Coding region: 1-1998 (665 amino acids)
Biological process (GO): sphingomyelin catabolic process
Molecular function (GO): sphingomyelin phosphodiesterase activity
Source: RefSeq, a predicted model, not a curated record